This is a messenger RNA of Astrephomene gubernaculifera, 3041 nucleotides long. NCBI's taxonomy places the organism in Eukaryota, Viridiplantae, Chlorophyta, Chlorophyceae, Chlamydomonadales, Astrephomenaceae. The record is from the annotation of a GenBank genome assembly.
CUAUAUAACGAUCAAUCUCAGGUCACUUUAAAAUGCCGAGGUAUCUAAGGGUUGCAGACAUCCCCGCAAUAUUGCAAGAAUUGCGUGAUGGGGAAAAUCCAACACCGCCUGUGUAUCAGCUGGACGCAUGGCAGAAGAAAUGGUGCGCGUUCCCUCAAGAACCUGAACAGGAUGCCGCUGUGCUCUCGUACCGAUGGCGCAUACGAGGCCGCAACGAGAACAUCCGCGACUUCAAGACAUGGCUUGCCGACUGCGGCAGGGAAGGCUACGCGGUGCACGACCUUCGGGACGGACCUGUUGAGGUGGACUGGUCCCUGGCGGACGGCCACGCAAUCCAAAUCGAGGUUGCCGCCUGGCUGCUGUGGCUGUACACCAACAAGGUGGCCACGUACGUGUGGGUGGACCAGAUGUGCGUUCCGCAGGACGCCGACCUGGAGGAGAAGAUGGGCCACAUCAAGGAGAGUCCCGCCAUCUACACCGCCGGCAAGGUGUACGUCAUGAUUGCUCCCGUGGUGGACUACACCUCCGGACGCAUCAUGAACAGCCAGGACGCUCGCGCCAUCGUACGACAGUACAACGACGAGAUGAACGCUCACCGCGGCGCCGGCUUCCUGAGUCGCUCCGCCGUGAAGGCUCUGCUGGUCAACAACUCGUACAUGCGCCGCGUGUGGACCAUCCAGGAGGCGGUGGCGGCGCGCAACCUGGUGGUGUGGCCGCUCAAGGGCAGCGGCGAGGUCAACUCCUACCAGAGCAUCUACGUGGUGGACUGGCCGGAGUUCAACGCCUGGAACGGCCACCCGAAGCUGGGCCCGCUGUACCUCAAGUACGCCGAUGAGGCGCUGAACGACUACUACGAGGGAGACUACACGGGGCUGCUCAGGGUCCUCCGCGAGCACCCCUCCGACGGCAUCGGCUACCUUGCCAUGGUGUCCAAGGACGUCAUGUGGAUCACCAUGGACCGCAACGGGCUCAUCAACGACAUCAAGAAGGCCGACUCGGCGGCCAAGAAGGCGUUCGUGCUGCUCAAUAACCACCAGGUCCAGAGCGCUCGCUCCUUCCUGGCUGAGGACCGCGUGCUGGCGCUGGUGCCGCUGGUGGACUACCGCGGCUGGAAGGCGGCCACGGAGGGGGUGCCGGGCAGGCACCUGGUGCAGGCCAGUGUGGCGUGGGCGUACGGCAUCAUGGAGAGGCAGCUGGCCACGUGGAAGUGGUCCAUCCGCGUGUACAACGCGCCCCGCUGCCACGCUCGCGGUCUGGAGCUGCUGCAGCCGCGACGCAACCUGGGCGACAGCACCGCCAUGCACGGAGCCACUCCGGACUGGAAGCUGGAGAUCCCACCCGAGGGCGGCACCCUGACGCUCACCCCUCCUCCGCCGCACCCCGACGAGAUGGUGACCGCCGCCCUGCGCACCUGGGGCGCCCUGGAGGCCAACCCGCUGCACCCCAAGGUGGUCGCCUCCGUGCUCAUGGGGCACCCGGGGCAGGCCAAGAACUGGGGUGGCGGCCCCUGGACCCACAUCCGCGACGUGCUGGAGACGGACGAGGUGUUCCGCCUGUCCGUGCAGUGGGCGCUGGAGUCCUGGCGCAACCCGGAUCUGGGCGUCGAUUCGGAGAAGUCGGCGGUGAUUGUGGUGAAGGGUGGCGGCCUGGAGAACCCCGCCAUAAUUAUCCUGGGGCUCACCGCUGGGGAGCAGCAGCCUACAACCGGCCAGGUGAUGAUGGUUGUGGAGGUGUGCCACCACAAGCUGUCGGCGCUGCUGGACGGGCUGCAGCUCAAGUGCAUGGGCCAGCUGAAGACGCCCAUCACCGCACUCAGCGCGGGUAUCGUGCCGCCGCCCCCGCCGCCGCCGGAGCCCGUGGUUGCCCCUGCGCCCUCGGAGCCCGAGUGGCAGGUGGUCAGCGUGCCGCCGCAGGAGGAGGAGCCAGCGGCGCCGCAGGAGGCGGCGGCGGCGGCGGCCGAGGAGGCAGCGCAACCCCAGGAGGAGGAGCCUCAGAAGAAGGAGGCGGCGGCAGCGACUGUGGUGGAUGUGGCGGCGGAGGCAGUGCCCGCAGGCGCUACGGAGGUGGCGGAGCAGCCCGCGGUGGUGGGGGCGGAGCCGGCUGCUGCGGAAGGGGCGGCGGCUGCUGAAGAGCCGGCUGCUGCUGCCCCUGCCGCCGCCUCCGCCCCUGCAAGCGCCGCUGCCGCAGCUCCCGCCCCUGCAAGGCCCGCCUCGGGCGCUGCCGCUGCUCCCGCGCCGGCAAGGGCCGCUUCAGCCGCUGCGAGUGGGGCCGAGGUUGCGCCCGAUGUGCCCCCCGGUGCGGCCAUUCAGAAGGGCGGCGUGAGCGGGGUGCCCAACAGCGGUGUGGAGGUGGCGGCAGGUGCCAAGUACGCGGGCAUGGCGCCCGUGGCGCAAGACGAAGGGCCGUGCAAGGGCUGCGUGAUCUGCUGAGGUUACACCUGCGUGUGCUGGUUGGGGGUGUGAGGGAGGAGCAGGUAGGCAAGAAAAGAUGUGCAGGUCGGGGGUUUGCACGGAGUAAACUCAUUGCUCGUGAUUGAGUUUGUUAUCUGGACUGUGAGGACUAUCCCUUCUUCGAUUCGCAUGACGUGCACAGGAUGGUCGUUUGUAAACUGGUUGCAAUUACCGGUACCGUAAGUCAACAGGGUGCCUUCGAAAGUCGUCCUCGGUGUUUACUUCGCAUUCUGGUCGGGGUGCUUGUAUAUGUUAGCGACAGAGGCCUAUGUACACCACUGCUCGUGGCUUGUGACGGAUUGUAACCUGUGGUUAAAACCCUAAAUCCUUAUUAUCUGUGGGUGGAGGUUAUGUGAUGUACAGUACCUAUCGUGUACGGCACAAGCUGCUGGGCGGCUGCUAUGCGUCUGCGUGUAUGCAGCUGGGAAUGCCCCAUGCCCGUGCUAUAGGCAAGCAGCAGGUGUACGGCUUGAGGCCUCAAUAACUUGUGAACAUUAGUAAAAUGGUAUAUAUACGUGUGAUCUAGGUGAGCAUGGUUGGUCAGGUGCGUUGAAAGGUGGAGGGGUUACGGAGCGCAACGGUGACGGAGCG